This is a messenger RNA of Manihot esculenta (cassava), 2304 nucleotides long. RefSeq names its product probable sulfate transporter 3.5. The transcript has 11 exons. Gene Ontology annotation, biological process: transmembrane transport. Bases 66 to 1958 code for a protein of 630 amino acids. Gene Ontology annotation, cellular component: membrane. NCBI's taxonomy places the organism in Eukaryota, Viridiplantae, Streptophyta, Magnoliopsida, Malpighiales, Euphorbiaceae. The record is from RefSeq and is a predicted model, not a curated record.
CAAACCCUCUUUACUUGCACCCUAAUCCUCUCUUUUCCUUCACUGCUCUCUAUCUCUCUCACACAAUGAGCACCGAAACUCCAACCCGUAACAGGGUGAACUUUGCUACACCAAGAAGUUUCGGAGCAACCAUGAAAUCCCAUCUCAAAGAAACUUUCUUCCCUGAUGAUCCAUUCAGGCAGUUCAGGAAUGAAAAAUCUGGUCUCAAAAAACCACUGCAAUACUUUAUUCCAAUCUUUGAAUGGUUACCCAAUUACAGUCUACGCUUGUUUAAAUUUGAUUUGCUCUCUGGUAUAACCAUUGCCUCCCUUGCCAUUCCUCAGGGGAUCAGCUACGCAAAACUUGCCAAUCUUCCUCCUAUAAUUGGCCUGUACUCAAGCUUUGUCCCUCCUCUCAUUUAUGCCGUUUUCGGAAACUCGAAGCACCUGGCGGUUGGGACGGUUGCUGCUUGUUCAUUGCUGAUAGCUAAUACCAUUGGAGAAGAAGUUUCUCAUAAAGAUGAUCCAACAUUGUAUCUUCACUUGGUUUUCACUGCAACUUUCUUCACUGGAAUUUUUCAGACUCUUCUGGGUCUUCUGAGACUGGGGAUUCUGGUGGAUUUCUUGUCGCACCCAACCAUCACAGGCUUCAUGGGAGGAACUGCAACUCUAAUCUGCCUGCAACAGCUCAAAGGCAUAUUUGGUUUGAAGCAUUUCACCACCAAAACUGACGUCGUUUCUGUCCUCCAUGCGGUUUUCCAGAAUAGAGAUGAGUGGAGGUGGCAGAGUGCAGUUGUGGGAAUUAUCUUCCUUAUUUUUCUCCAAUUCACUCGGUUCGUGAGGAAGAAAAGGCCAAAUCUGUUUUGGGUGUCAGCCAUAGCUCCAAUGGUGGUGGUCAUAGUUGGGUGUCUUUUCGCCUACUUUGCUCAUGCUGACAAACAUGGAAUCCAAAUAGUGGGUCAUCUCAGCAGAGGUCUCAAUCCUCUAUCUAUUAAACAUUUAAACUUUGAUUCUCAGUAUAUACCUGUGACAUUGAAGGCUGGCCUCAUCACAGGCCUUAUUGCUUUAGCUGAAGGGGUAGCUAUAGGAAGAAGCUUUGCCAUAAUGAAAAAUGAACAGGUUGAUGGGAACAAGGAGAUGAUAGCUUUUGGCCUAAUGAACAUUGUAGGCUCCUUCACUUCAUGCUAUUUGACCACUGGUCCAUUCUCAAAAACUGCAGUGAAUUUCAAUGCAGGGUGUAGGACAGCAAUGUCUAACGUAGUAAUGGCAAUCUGUAUGAUGCUUACGCUAUUAUUGUUGGCUCCACUCUUCAGUUAUACUCCUCUGGUUGCUCUAUCUGCCAUCAUCAUGUCUGCAAUGCUUGGACUCAUUGAUUACCAGGAAAUUUAUCACCUCUUCAAGGUUGACAAGUUUGAUUUUCUCAUUUGCAUGGCUGGUUUCCUAGGAGUUGCCUUCAUAAGCAUGGACCACGGCCUCAUGAUGUCGAUUGGUCUUGCUUUGGUGAGGACACUACUAUAUGCUGCAAGGCCUGCUACCUGUAAGCUUGGAAAAGUACAAGAUUCAUGCGUGUACCGGGACACAGAGCAGUAUCCUGGAUCGACAAGUGUCAAUGGAGUCCUAGCCUUGCAACUUGGUUCUCCUGUCUACUUUGCCAACUCCAAUUACAUAAGAGAGAGGAUUCUCCGCUGGAUUCAAGAAGAAGAAGACAUUUCAAAUGCUAAGGAGUCUGUUGUUGAGCAUGUCUUGCUAGAUUUGUCGGGUGUUACUUCCACAGAUACAACAGGCAUUGAAACACUCAUUGAAAUAAGCAAAAUGUUGCAAGCAAAAAGCAUUAAGCUUUCGAUUGUAAACCCUAGACUGUGUGUUAUGGAGAAAAUGAUACGUUCACACUUUGUGGACAAGAUUGGAAAGGAAUCCAUAUUUCUGUGCAUUGAAGAUGCAAUUGAAGCAAGUUUAUUUUCAGAGAAAAGACAAGUCUAGAUUGAGCUGUGGUGAUGACAAUAUCAUCUACUGUAUAAUAUCAAUGUUAUGUAGUCUUAUAACUUAACAAAAUUAAGGAGAUAAUCAAAUUGCACAAUCAGAUUGUGCAUUUCUUAAGCUUAUGUACUAGAGCUGCUUUGUCUUAUGCCAGCUUUCUACGUUGGGAAACUCCACCAGUUUGAGCUUCUUUGCUUGGAGGUAUUAGUUAAUCAAUGCAAUUUCUAUUUUGCUUUAGUGAAAAAAAAAAAAGAAAAAGAAAAAGGGCAGGAUAGAGAUGUUCAUGGAGACAUUGGAUUGGUAUAUCCUGAAUCUUGAUAAUCUCAGUAAUUUCUUUUAGUCUUUUUCA